AUGUUGUCGUUGGUUCGGAAGGAUUCAGGUUGUCGUGCUGGUGGUUACUCGUUAACAGGUGGGCCUGAUCGUGCUUCUGGAUCCAAUAGUCGCUGGUCUCUUUUGCUAGUGGGAGCUUUCGCGCUUCUAACAAUGGUUUGUGGAACACGAAUUCAGUGUCCACUAUAUUGGUCAUUGUUUAAUGCUGAUGAGCAAAACGGUUUGAAGGAGAAUUUAAAAAAAGAGUUCCUUGAUCAAGGUCUGUAUGGAGCUUUUCAUAUAGGAGACCGCUUUUGUGCCUUAUCCAGUAAUAAGGAUGGAUACUUCGAUUUGAAAGUGAUUGAAAAUGAUCAGGUUAAAUGGUUAGAUGAUGGUAAAAGGAAAGCUGUGCCGAAAAUGAAUUUUGUCAGGCAGAACGGAGAAGAAAUUCGCUGGGCAGGUAACUGGGCCUGGGAUGUGAGGAGAUUUAGAUGGUCCCGAAUGCAAACGGUGGCAAAACAGUUAAUGGGCACACAUGGUUUGAUGGAGAAUUAUAUUGUCGCACGUAGCUUAUGGCGAAUUGUAAAUGGACAAUUCAGAGGUUGGAUGUGCCAAUAUACGAUGGCACGCCACUGGGCGGUCGGAAUUAUUGACACCUCACGAUAUUAAAGUUAAGGGCGUAACUUAUGCCAUCUCUUGGGAAUGGAUUUCGCGAGGUCCAACAGCGAUUGGCAAAGGCCAGAUGGUGG
Belonocnema kinseyi is the source of this 707-nucleotide messenger RNA. RefSeq lists its product as uncharacterized. Lineage: Eukaryota; Metazoa; Arthropoda; Insecta; Hymenoptera; Cynipidae. Bases 1 to 627 code for a protein of 208 amino acids. The record is from RefSeq and is a predicted model, not a curated record. The transcript is spliced from 4 exons.